UUUUUAAGCGACAGCCAACUAUAAAUUUUCGAGAACCGGAUCGAUGGAACGAACGACUGAGAACCGAGAAUCUUCUCUACCUGGGGCAGACUAUCAGAGGAGUCAGGACACAAGUCUACACAAGUUCACACUGCACAAUCGAGGAGUCACGUUGGUGCAGCGAUUGUAAACUUGCGAACCUCUAGUCCUGAUGGCUAGCUUGCUGCCUGAUGACAUACUUUUCAUGAUCUUCAAGUUGGUCUGUGAAGAUGGCAAGGAAGCAUUUCAUGAAUUUCUCGAAGGACGUUCUGGCACGGGCGCAGUUUGGGACGAUUGGGGAGAUGCCUUCGAGCUCGAGGGCGAUGAAUGGGAACCUGCAUGCGAUAUUCCGCCGCCAUCAACCUUGCUAGCAGCGGCUGUGUGCAAGCGUUGGCAGUCUUUCGUGACGCAGACUCCAUCAAUGUGGACCGAGCUGCGGAUAUCCUUCCAUGAAGGUGCUGCGGCUCUCGAGCAUGCACAGAGGUUUCUCCGUUGUAGCGGAUCGCACCUUCUCCAUAUUACGCUUCUCUGGGACGAUCCCAGUUGGAUUUCCCCGGAUAUUGUUGAAGAUGCUGAUACCACUGGGUUGAAAUACACAACACGCGGAGAAAUCAUGGCUGGCGUCCAGCUUAUCUUGGUCAUACAGGAGUUAUAUGCCCAUGUGCAUCGUUGGCGCGAGUUUACGCUCAGGACGACUUCCAUUGCCCACACAUAUCAAGCACUGUCGUUGUUGUCACGUCCUUCCGUCCACCCAGCCCAUAAACUAGAAAAACUACAUCUCCAAUUCAUACAUAACCCACGUCAUGCAACUCACUCUACGGAUGAACCGUCACUGUUCCCUGGCUCAGUGCCUCCCAUCCGCGGUCUUCUCCUUUUUGGCAUAAACUGGGCCUGGCCGUCCUCCCAUAUGUUUUCACAGAAUCUUGUAGAUCUCAGAGUCUACUAUGAUGGUUAUUGUACCACCUCCCUCGGGACUCCUGAGCCAGCAAAGGUUUUGUCGCAGCUCCUUGGCGCGCUAGUCAACCUCCAGACACUGGCACUCGAGUUAGAGCUCGUAGAUUUUGCGGGCACCACGCCCAUCGAGUUGCCCCAUUUACAUACCCUGGCUAUCAAGUCACGCUCAAUGGAAUCCUGGACUGCAGCGUUUCUCCACGAUGUUCACAUGCCGGAAAUGCGGAUAUUGACGUUGUGUGUAGCAACGUUAGAGCAGGUGAACAGUGUCGAAGGGGUCUUCGACGAACUAGCCACCCUUACCGAUCCUGAUGCGACCGAUCCUGAUGCGGACGAUCCUUCUAGCUAUCUUCUUGAGCUAGAAGAACUACAUCUCCUUAAUUUCAGACACAGCGAACAACCCGAGCUCCUCCACCGCCUCUUCACACAAAUGAGCUUCGUUGACACGUUGACGCUGGGACCAGGGACAAAUGACGGCAAUGUUAAGCUGGCAAUGGCGCUGCUCCCUACGCCAUACGGACUACCGGAUCUCCCUCUUUCUAGUCUUCGGACGUUGGUCGCAUUUGACGUUCCAAAGAACGUCAUGCGCCACAUCGUACUAGAACGAACGAUGCUCUAUGCGCCAUUGGAGGAGCUUUACUAUCAUGAAGGUCGAGAGGAUAAGAGCGUCGAAGAUGAUUGGCAGCAUCAUGUCGAGAAGUAUCAUCGUAUCGGUAACAUGAGCUCUGAACAUUAUGCCGAUGUUGUCGGCAGGCGGUGGUCAUAUUUAGCAUAGUGCCCUCAUUUCAGAUAGAAUUUUCGCAGUCGCAGUUUCACUUGUCUUGGCUAGCAAGGACGACCAAAUGUUCACGAGAAGCUCAAGUUGUAGC
Messenger RNA from Suillus clintonianus, 1838 nucleotides. RefSeq lists its product as uncharacterized. Lineage: Eukaryota; Fungi; Basidiomycota; Agaricomycetes; Boletales; Suillaceae. Bases 191 to 1744 code for a protein of 517 amino acids. The record is from RefSeq and is a predicted model, not a curated record. The transcript is spliced from 2 exons.